AGCUCACACCUGCAGUCUUCCAGGAGAAAAACAAAAACCACCAUCUUAUCCUUCAUUUCUCCAGCUUUAUCUCUUCCUUUCAUUGUGUCUAUUUCCUUUGGCUGUUCAGUCAUUGCAAAAGUUUUCUUUCUGGUGUUUUCUUGAUCGUUCUUGAUAUCCUCUUUCGUUAGCAUCUGAUUUCUGGAUAAAGAGUUGCGUCGUUGAAGAAAAGUGUUUGUUUGCUAUUGCAACCGUUGUCUCUCUUAUUAAUACACGCCAAUUUGGUCUCGAUAUUGUCCUCACCGUCUCCUUGUUUGUGGAGGCUUUCUUGGAUAUCAAACAUACCAGCUUGGACAAAAAACAGACUUGCAAGAACGACUCCCUUAUCUUGUCAAAAUGAACGCGCCUGAUCGCUAUGAAUCUUUCGUCCUUGCCAAUGGUGAGAGCAAAGUUGAAGUGGAAGUCGACACCCGUAUCCCUUCCUCUGCUAUCUUUACCUUUAACAAAGAAGACCACACGCUUGGCAACCUGAUCCGCUCUCGUCUCCUCCACAGCUCUCACGUCCUUUUUGCGGGAUACAAGGUGCCCCACCCUCUGGUCCCCAAGUUUGAACUCCGUGUUCAAACCGACGGAGAGGUCACACCUAAGGACGCUGUCAUUAGUGCCUGCCACGACCUGGUCAAGGACCUGGGUAUUCUCUCCCGUGAAUUUACCAAGGAGUAUGAGCUGCGCAAGAUGGUAGGAGCUUCUCAGCAGAAUGGCACCAUGGAUGGAUAGAUGGCAGCUGCCUUAUCGACGGACGUGAGCUGGUGCGUGCCUGCUGAAUGUUUCUUCAUUUCGAAUCUGCGCAGCUGGCUAUGCGACUUUGUUACUAUGCUCAUACCCCCCUUUUCAUUUUGUUUCAUCUUUUACGAGGUCUACGUCUUUAAUUUUCCAAUCUUCCAAUCUCAGUCUCCUGUGCAAAGUGGCUUUGACACAGAGCAACGGUGAUGAUACAGAUGGUUCUCUUGCAUGUAUGCAGCUACGUGACCUGCCACAUCUGGCUUUAA
Molecule: messenger RNA, 1028 nt
Organism: Aspergillus wentii DTO 134E9
Lineage: Eukaryota; Fungi; Ascomycota; Eurotiomycetes; Eurotiales; Aspergillaceae
Product: DNA-directed RNA polymerase II core subunit RPB11
Exons: 4
Coding region: 376-756 (126 amino acids)
Biological process (GO): transcription by RNA polymerase II
Cellular component (GO): RNA polymerase II, core complex
Molecular function (GO): protein dimerization activity; DNA binding
Source: RefSeq, a predicted model, not a curated record